AAGGUGUCCUAAUUGACAUGGGAUACUAGGAAAAUAUAGGGAGGAAAAUUUAUAUUUGUGCCCUGAAACCCAUAAACCUUGUUUUGGUUGAGAGCUCCAUGGACACGGAGAUGGGCGGCGCUGAAUCGAAGAAGCCAAUUUGUGCAGAAGAAGAAGAAGAUCCAUGGAAGAGGGAGUUGCCACAGAAAUACUUGGCGAAUGAGAAUCUGUGGAAUGACGACGAUUUUAUCCCCAAAACCGCUUCAAAGGAUAAUCGUGAUUUGUUUCGCAAAAUUUAUGGAAGAUACUUCCGUCAGAUUCUCCAAUCCGAUGGUUUCGACAUUGACAUUUAUCCUGGUGAUGCUAAGGCAGCUAUGUACAUACCAUAUCUGGAUUUUGAGAAAGAAACUGACUUGCUGAUGGAAUUGGCUAACCAUGCUAUUCAGGAUUACAACAAUAACGAAACCAAUGUUUACAAGUACAAAGUUAACUAUGUUGAAACAGUGAACUUUAUUUUGGCUGAAUGUCGUGAAUUUUUCAUGACUGUUAAAGUUAGUAACCUGACUUUGCGUACACCGAUUGAAACUUUUCAAAUCCAUGCAUAUAAAGGACCACACGAGGAGAAUGUUGUCCGUCUUUGUAGAAAAAAGACGUUGAGAUGAUGAGUUGGUUUAUCGGCUAAGCUAAAUUGGAGGAGGCUAGGAAAGAUAGUUGAAACUAUAGUUUUUUAAAUCUUAGAUCGAACCGGUUAUUAUUAAUUAGUUGUAGAAGUAUUUGAUAAAUUUUUAGACGUUGUCCAAUUUAUGUAGUGUUACGUAUAUUGUUCUAGUUUUUUUGAAAUGCAUGAUCAUUCACUAGUCUUUGUGGACAUGGAUGAAGAAAUCAUCUAAGGGAUCUA
Molecule: messenger RNA, 877 nt
Organism: Solanum tuberosum (potato)
Lineage: Eukaryota; Viridiplantae; Streptophyta; Magnoliopsida; Solanales; Solanaceae
Exons: 4
Coding region: 99-641 (180 amino acids)
Source: RefSeq, a predicted model, not a curated record